Molecule: messenger RNA, 1289 nt
Organism: Fomitiporia mediterranea MF3/22
Lineage: Eukaryota; Fungi; Basidiomycota; Agaricomycetes; Hymenochaetales; Hymenochaetaceae
Product: DUF159-domain-containing protein
Exons: 6
Coding region: 5-1207 (400 amino acids)
Biological process (GO): DNA damage response
Molecular function (GO): single-stranded DNA binding
Source: RefSeq, a predicted model, not a curated record
CGGCAUGUGUGGCAGAUUCGCUCUCGGAUUACCGCGCCCUCAGAUUAUCCGACAGGUGCACGACGAGCACCCAGAGUUGGACCUUGACCUCGAUGAGUGGAUCGACGAAGACGCGUUUUACCCUCGUUAUAAUGUCGCGCCGCGAUCCCGCAGUCCAGUGGUCCGCAGACGGAAUCGUUAUGAUGACCGUGCGGCCUCUGAGGAGCAGGGAGAGACGGAACAGAAAGGCACAGUUAUGCAUACGAUGAAGUGGGGAGUCGUCCCGCACUGGAGUAAACAUGAAGAUACCAAUCUGAAUACCAUCAAUGCGAAGGGUGAGAACCUCACUGAGGGUGGUGGCAUGUGGGCGAGUAUCAAGGGCAGGAAGCGAUGUGUUGUCGUUUGUCAAGGCUACUACGAAUGGCAGAAGAGAGGAAAAGACAGACUGCCACACUUCACUAGACAUAAAGAAGGGAAACUCAUGUUGCUGGCAGGGCUUUACGACAGUGUUAUUCUUGAAGGUCAUACUGAACCUCUUUACACUUACACAAUCGUCACCACGGACGCAAACAAGCAACUUUCAUGGCUACAUGACCGCAUGCCAGUUAUCCUCAGUUCAGCUGCACAGAUCGAAGCAUGGCUCGACACUUCCGAUCAGACGUGGUCGACCAAAGCCGCAAAAGUCAUCAAACCCUAUACAUCCCUCGACAAAGCACACGACUUGGAAUGUUAUCCCGUCCCUAAGGAAGUUGGUAAAGUCAGUGCGGAGAGCGCAACGUUCAUCGAGCCCAUCAGCAAGCGGAAGGACGGUAUUGAGGCGAUGUUCGCUAAGCAGAGCAAGGGAGGAAAGGAUACCGAUACGUCUUUUAAGCCAGCUUCACAGCCUUCACAGGAGAAGAAGUCUCAGCCUUCUGGGGAAACAGGUGAACAGACCCUACUGAAACGGAAACGAGAGUCCACAGAGCAGUCGCCGAAGAAAGAGAGAGCGUCAAGUGUCGAGCUGCUCUCCGUGGAUGAACCUUCAGGCUCCAAGAAAGCUCGAACCGAUAACAAAGAGGAAACUAAACGGAGUGGCAAGCAGGUAGCGAAACCAAAAACGCCUAGUUCUUCCCAAAGCACAAACAUGAAGUCGCCCAAAUCAUCAAAAUCACCGAAGAGUCCAGAACAAGCCAGCCCUGGCACCAAGAAAAUAACAAGUUUCUUCUCCAAAACCGAGGACAAUAAUUGAGCGGACUGAUUAAUUCUGUUUACGUCGUGUACAUUAUUUCUCCCCUUAUCUUACCUAUUGUACUGGGCUUGGAACAAUUAAG